Molecule: messenger RNA, 987 nt
Organism: Danio aesculapii
Lineage: Eukaryota; Metazoa; Chordata; Actinopteri; Cypriniformes; Danionidae
Gene: igl1c1
Product: immunoglobulin light 1 constant 1
Exons: 4
Coding region: 99-818 (239 amino acids)
Source: RefSeq, a predicted model, not a curated record
UUAGUGUCUCUACAGUCUUAAAGUUUCUCUCUCUGAUCAUCUCAGCUUUAUUCUUCAGCACUGCUCAUCUUUACACGUCACAGACACCAAAUCACAAGAUGAUCUCAAUAUUCUGCUCUGUCUGCACUCUUCUGACCUGUGUCAGUGGAGUGACUGUAGUGACUCAGAGUCCAGUAAUCACAGUCAGUAAAGGACAAACCGCUGAACUGGACUGUAAUCUGGGGACUGUGACUGAUUCUGGUGCUAGAUGGUACAAACAGACUCCAGCAGGAGUUCCUCAGUUUGUGUUAUACUUCUAUCAUGGCUGGAGUUCACCUAGCUAUGGAUCUGGUUUCUCUGCUCCUAAAUUCACAUCAACAUCUUCAUCUACAUCAGAUUAUAGUCUGAUCAUCAGUAAUGUGGCUGUGAGUGAUUCUGCAGUGUAUUACUGUAAGACGUGGGACGGCUCUGUUGCUGUGGUAUUCGGACAAGGAACUAAACUCAUUGUGACGGACGCUGCCGCUGCUCCUCCUGUGCUGACCAUCCUCCGUCCAUCAUCCAGAGAAGAGCUGAGCUCCAGUAAAGUCACUCUGCUGUGUCUGAUCGAUCACAUGUCUGUGGCUUUGGCUGAUGUGCGUUGGCUUGUGAACGGGAACUCAGUUACUGAAGGCGUCUUCACUGGCUCUGCUGAACAGCAGCCUGAUCACAAAUUCAAGAGCAGCAGUUCUUUAACCAUCCAGAGCUCCGAGUGGGACAAAGACGAAGAGCUGAUAUGUGAAGCCACUGUGGCCUCAAAAACCAGCCGUGCAAGCAUCAGGAAAUCUGAAUGCAGCGACUGAACCUGGAGAAGCUGAUGUGGUCUUCUACUGUUAUCAGAGCUAAUCAUAUCUCUUGCUGUAGUGGGAUUGAAAUCAUCAAUAUAGAGAGUGUUCAAAUAAAGCCUCGUCAUUUUCUGAUGAUCUUUUGCCUUUAAUGUUGAUGUGAGCUGAUUUACAACUGUUUUAAUAA